Messenger RNA from Cercocebus atys (sooty mangabey), 10241 nucleotides. It is a transcript of the gene ZNF804A, whose product is annotated as zinc finger protein 804A. The record is from RefSeq and is a predicted model, not a curated record. Gene Ontology annotation, cellular component: nucleus. The transcript is spliced from 4 exons. Lineage: Eukaryota; Metazoa; Chordata; Mammalia; Primates; Cercopithecidae. Bases 6109 to 9780 code for a protein of 1223 amino acids.
UCGGCCUCCCAAAGUGCUGGGGUUACAGGCGUGAGCCACCGCGCCCAACCUCUGAGUUUUUAAUUGUAUCAAAUGCUCAAAGGAGAAGUAUGACCCAAUAAAAUAGUUAUUAUUUGUCUAUUUUUAUUUGCUAUUUAUCAAUGAUGACCUUACAAUCAAUUCUGCCAAAUUUCAAUAUUGCAAUUAUUUCUGACAGUGAGGAAAUGAAUUUGCAAAUAAACAUUUACAAGGGAAUGAUAUAACAAAUAACUUAAGAGCUUAUAGUAGUUAGGAGGACAUUCCAAGCAUACUUCUUAAAUUACUGUGAAAGAAGUCUUAAGGCUUUUGGCCUCUUUUAAAUCAAAAAUGUUAUUUCUAGCCAUUUAGUCAUUAGAAUAUGUUAAAAUGUAUCAAAUAAUUUUAAGUAUUAUCUUUUUUGGCAUGUGCAUAAAAUCAUUUCUUCUACCUAAAUAUUCCUCAAAUCUUUCUCAUUAUCUCAAGUCUCAUGACCACCAUCUAGAUCUAAGAUGUUACAGGAUGAGUUGUGUCCCCCAAAAGAUAUGUUGAAGUUUUAACCCUGAAUACUUUAGAAUGUGAUCUUAUUUGGAAACAGAGUCUUUACAGAGAAGUUAAGUAAAGGUGAGCUCUUUAUGAUGGGCCUUAAUUCAAUAUGACCAGUGUCUUUAUAACAAGGAAAAUCUGGACACAGAGACAAACAUAGGUGGAAGAAAAAGAUUCGUAGACAGCCAUAUGAUGAGAGAAGUAGAGGUGAACUGAUACAGUGGAGAAUUUUCCUAAUAUUGUUUGUUUCUCUGUUCUUAUAUGAAGUAUAUUUUCUUUAAAUAUCACUACUGGGACUUCCUCCCUUCAUAUUCUUUCCAAAUCAUCUCAAGUUAGGCUUUUCUAACAGUGCAAUGAAACCCGCCAGUAUGAAGGCCAUUAAUUUAUUUCCCUGAAUAUCUAAUAUUAAGGUGCCCAUCUACCACUCUCUAUUGCUUCACUUUUUUUCUUCAAAGUGCUUUUUCCUUUAAUGGUCACUAUCUCUAACUCACACUCUCCUCUCAUGCCCACUCCCAUGAAAACGAGGACUUAUUAUUCACUACUUUGAGUCUGUAUUCCUAAAACACAUUCAGUUCUUUAUUAUUUUUUUAAAGGAUUGAAUUCAAUGAAUCUCUGAUAUAAAACUCAACUAAAUACAAAAGACUUUGGUUAAAAUAAGAACAACUUUCAAAUACAUAAAAAUCAUGUCUUUUAUUCAUUUUUUUCUGGUCUCCAUACUAAACGCAUCCUUAGUAAAAUAGUCAUGAAGCCAUCUUUAUGUGGGUUUAUUUGAGAGAACAUUUUGAUUAGGUGGUCAUUAAUUAUAGCCAAAAAUAUGUCUAAAUUUGACAUUUUAAGUUAAAGGACUCAUAAAAUAAACCAAAGACGUUUCAGUAUUGUGUAUUUCAUUCCUCAUUUUCCUCUUACAAACAUAUCACCUCAGUUUCCUUGAGGAAUUAAUCACAAAACACACUCUUAGGAAAAUGUGUGAUUUGACUUUCAGAAUUCAAAUUGGACAUAUGAAACUGUCCAUCAACUGGGCAGUGCCCCUUCCAUGACAUCUAGGGUAGACUGUCAUUAGCCAUACACUGUGUAAUCCAGGUACACGAUUCCCUUUACUUUUUUUUAAAAAAGAUACAAAACAGUAAUUUAUAGAGGCACGUUUUCAUUACCAAUCAGAAAUGUAAUGUCUAUAAAUAGACUAUUUAAGAAAUAAAAGCAUGAGAUAAUAAAACUGUUUUCAUAGUGCCAAAUCAUCCCCUUGACAUUUGUCAGUCACAAAUGACAGGCAAAAUUAAAGUCAACGUAAUAUUUCAUGAAAAAAAGGAUGUGCAAGUAAUUUAUACUGUUUUUAAUUUCUGAAUGUUUUAGUUCAUACAAUUAAAGGCAAUCAUUUAAAAAAUCUAACUGCUCCAAGUAAAUUUUAAAGUUACUAGAAUAAAGGACUAGAAAUUUUAUUUAGAAGACAAAAAAACUGUUAAAAACAAACUAUUUCCUUGCUUGAAUAAAAUAUCUGUGAAUUCAGUUUUAUGUGAAAAAUUCUUACAGGUACUUAAGUAAGUAGUUUCAAGCCAGAUUUUGAACCAUCUUUUUAAUCAGUAUAUUUGUCCCUUUAACUGGUAAGAAUAUAGUUUUGCUGGUGACACUGUUUCUGAAUUGUUUUGUAGACAGCCAUGUAACUACUGUGGGUAAGCCAAUUUUAUCUCUGACUUCAGUAGCAUAUUAGUGACUGAUUGGGCAGAAUAAGCAUACAGGAGUAAACUGGAACAUGCUGCUGAGUCACACUACUAUGGUAGGAGGCUGAAACUGAAAGUUAACUCUUCCAAUUCUAUUGCUUUCUCAUGCCAUUGAGGAGACUCUAAAAUAUUUUUUCACAAUAAAUAGUAUUUUAUUUGAUAAUAGGUCUUUGUGAAUUUCCCAAUUUUAAGUAGAAUUAUAUAUCUGCAAUAUUUUCUACCGAAACAUUACUUAGAAAAAAUCAAUAUAACACUUGCCUUCAUGUGGUUUGGCUAGAGCAGGAGAAAUAAAUUGUUAUUGUAGAAGUGAAAUACCAGCAUGUUUCUGGCAUUUCUUUUAAAGAAAAAAUGGCUGUUAAUUUUGCCCCACAACAUGUAUCAAUGUACAAUAUACCACUUAAAAAGGAUUUUUGCAUGUAAACAUGCCUAUUACAUUAUUGUUAAGUUUCUGUUGCUACAAUUUCUAUGUUGGUAAACACACCAAAUUAAUUCAUUGCUAAAUUAUUAUUUUUAUGAAUAAAUAUCAAAAUUACUGUUUGGUGAUAAAAUGUCUAUUCAGAUGUUUCUAAUCUUAAUAGAUAAAAAUAUUAGUAGAUAAGUUUUGCUCUGCAAGUUUUAUAUAGUAUCAUCACAUCACAUAAAUAACAAUUUUUUAUUUGUAGAACUAAGCACAGAUAAACAAUCAUAGAUAUACCCAAAAGAUUUCUAAGAUUUUAACAAAUGAUACAGUUUUUUCUUUUUAUUAGGAAGUAUAAAUAUUAAAGAGUCUAAUUGAGGUUUCUAUUUUAGAGUGAAUACAUAACCUUGUCUUUAAGUACUUGGAAACUAAUGAGAUUAUCCAACAAAAUAUCUGUUCUGUCUGUAUCUGUAUUAUGUGAUAUGACUGUCUUAUAAAAAUACCUUAAUAUGGUGGUUGCUCAAAAAAAUAAAAGAGAAUUACCUUACGAUCCAACAGUUUUAUUCCUGGGUGUAUCCAAAAUGAUUGAAAGCAGUGUCUCAAAGAGAUAUUUGUACAUUCAUAUUGUCUCAAAGAGAUAUUUGUACAUUCAUGUUUAUAGCAACAUUAUUCACAAUAGCCAACAGGUAGAAGCAGCCUGCCUUGAGCUGAACUGUGUCCCGUGCAAAAUUUGGAGGUUUGGAAUCUUAACCUCCAAUGGUACUGCAUUCAGAGAUACGAUUUUCAAGGAAGUACUUAAGGUUAAAUGAGGUCUUAGGGAUAGGCCAUAAUCCAAUAAGACUGGUGUCCUUAUAAGAACAGCAAGACAUACCAGAAGCAUGCCACCACAGAUAAAAGACCAUGUGAGGACACAGGGAAAAAGCAGCUUUAUCUACAAGCCAAGGAGAAAGGUCUUAGAAUAAAGUAGCUUUAACAGCACCUUGAUCUUGGAUUUCCAGCCUCCAAGACUGAGUCGUUAAAUCGACCCAGAUGAUAGAUUUUAUUACCACUUCUCUGACUAACACACAACCCAAAUGUCCACUGGUGGGUGAGCAGAUAGACAUAAUGGAGUAUAUGCACACAAUGAAAUAUUACUUAACCUUACAAAGCAAGGAAAUUCUGAAACAUUCUACAAAAUGGAUCAACUUUGAGGAAAUUGGGGUUAGUGAGAUAAGCUGGAAACAAAAAACAAAUACUGUAUGAUUCCACUUAUGUGACUUAUUUAAAGUAGCGAAACUCGUAGAAACAGAAAGUAGAAUGAGUUACCACGGGUUUGUGGAAGGGGGAAAUGAGUUGUUUAGUGGGUAUAGAGUUUCAGUUUUGAAAGAUGAAAAUGUUCUGGAGGUCACACAACAAUAUGAAUGUACUGAACGCUGCUGACUACAUGCUUCAAAAUGGCUAAGGUGGUAAAUUUUAUGUUACAUAUAUUUACCAAAAAGUGUCACCACCACUCACUUCAUUAAAAUGAUCAGGCUACUUAAAGAUAAGUCUUUAAAAUAUUAUUAACUUUUGCUUUUGAAAUGUAAAAGUAAAAUUAUAAUUUCAAUGUUAGGAGUAAAAAAUACUUUAGGUAAAAUGUAAGGAAUUAUGGGGAGUCUACAUUGUUAAGUUCAAAGAGGAAAAAAAACAUGAAUGGUAAUUGUAAGUAAUCCAGAAUUGUUGCAAAUAAAUAAGGCAGUUGUCAGUGAAUCCAAAUCUGUUUGCUACUAAAGCAUUAUUUUUAAUUUCUUCUGUCGUGUUUUAUAAGCAGCUAUAUAUAAGAAGCAACAUUUUAAAAAGUUAUUUUCUAGUUAUUAUAGCACAUAAAUAGUAAACCAAAUAUAUAACUAGGACAAAGUAAUUAACAUUACAGUUGGUGAGAUUCCUCACCAGCAGAUUCAACCAACCUGGAUCAAAAUAUUCAAUAAAUAAAUAAAAAUACAACAGUAAAAAAUACAAGCUUAAAAAGCAGUACAAGAAAACAACUAUUUGCAUAGCAUUACUUAGUAUUAGGUAUCAUAAGCAAUCUACAGAUAAUUCAAAGUGUAUGGUAGGAUGUGCACAGAGUAUAUGCAAAUACCAUGCCAUUUUAUAUAAGGGACUUCAGCAUCCUUGAAUUUUGGUAACUGCAGGGGUCCUGGAACCCUUCUUCUGAAGAUAUCAAAAGACCACUAUACCACAAUGUUUUAAUUACACUAAUAUAAAACUCCUAGUGGACUUUAUGAAACAUUGAAAAUACAUCCUUGAAGAUUUGUAGUUUGGAAUUUUGGGUACAUAUAAAGGAAAGAUGAAAUUUAAUUUCAAAGAAUGUUGGUUCUUAAAUGUUAGGGUGCAUUGGAAUUAUCUGGAAAGCUUAUAAAAGCACAGAUUACUGGGUGAAUCCUCUUAAUUUCUGUUUCAGUAGGUUUGAGGUAGGGUCUGACAAAUUGUAUUUUUAUAAAUUUUUCAAGUGAUAUUGAUGCUGCUUGUCUAGGGACCACAUUUUUAUAGCCACUGUUAUAGAAAAUAGAAAGGGUUAUUAAGGGGUACAUCUUUAGUUGUGGAAAUUAGAGCAUGUCUUAUAAAACUAAAAUACUAUAAUUCUUGGACCUUUGUUAAAUUCACCAAAAUAGUUAAGUUUAUAUUUACAAAUGACUUUGUAACUUUACUGACAUUUUGUACAAAUUAAAUGAUUCCCAAAUGAUCAUAAGAAAGCAGGUCUUUAAAAUGUAUUUAAUAAAUGUACUUUUUAGUCGAUUUUGUCUCAUCUUAACCACACUUUUUUAACUGUGCACAUAUAACUACAAAAGAAUCAGAUCAUCACCAUUAUUUACAGAGCGAAUAUCCUGCAUCUAGGUUUGAUGUAUCAAAUUUCAGCUAUCAUACUCUUAUUCUGAUUAUGCUUUUAUUCAUAUGUUUUAUAGUACUUUCAUGUCUUGUGUAGAGGGAAGGAAUAUUGUCUUCGAUCACAUUGCCUCUGCUUCACAGCCACUUACUGCUCCUUCUGAUUGCUAAGUACCUCCGGAGAAUGACCUAUAGUAAUUGCACACUUUCUCUUGGCAAAGUUCUGUCUGCUUCCUUUAAGGAAAGAACACAUUGCUGUAAGUUAUGAAUCAGGCUUGCAAAAUGUAAGUUCUGGCAACAGGCUCCCAAGAACCUACAUCCUGUUUUAUAUCAUCUGAGCUUUAUUUCAUGCCAUUAUUCUGAGGACAUACCUAUGUAUCAUUUUCUCAAAAGAAGGGCUUUGGUAGCCUAGUAUUCAAUCUUUUUUCAAUUUUAUGUUUCUGGAACUAAAAUUAAUUAACUGAAAAUCUAGCAAGAGCACAACAGAUAUCUCAACAUGUUGAAGUGUCGGAUAAUAAAUUUAAUAGAACCAUAGAAAUCCUAUGAGUCUUUUUUUAUUUAUAUAGGUGAAGAAAUGGAAGGUCUGCAAUAUUUAGUGUCUACAAAGUUGCAAAGAUGACAUCUCUAUAUAGCAAAAGCAAAAAGGAGGCAUUAGCAUCCCAAUCCAAUGACAUUUACCAGAAAGCAAUGCAUGGUGGUGUGGCAGAGGCGAGCAAGGAAAGCCAUGAUAGCCCAGAGAUGUGGAUAUUCCUCAGAAAUAUGAAGGACUAUGCUGAGAAGGAAAAUACCAUAGCAAAAGCUCUGGAAGAUCUGAAGGCAAAUUUUUACUGUGAACUCUGUGACAAGCAGUACUAUAAGCACCAGGAGUUUGACAAUCACAUUAACUCAUAUGACCAUGCUCACAAGCAGAGGCUCAAGGAACUGAAACAAAGGGAAUUUGCUCGAAAUGUAGCAUCUAAAUCCAGGAAAGAUGAAAGAAAACAGGAAAAGGCACUCCAACGCCUGCACAAGCUGGCUGAGCUAAGAAAGGAAACUGUAUGUGCUCCUGGAAGUGGCCCCAUGUUCAAAUCAACAACUGUUACUGUGAGAGAAAACUGUAAAAAUGAAAUUUCCCAACGAGUUGUUGUGGAUUCAGUUAAUAACCAGCAUGAUUUCAAAUAUACUUUGAUUCAUAGUGAAGAGAAUACUAAAGAUGCUACCACUGUUGCUGAGGAUCCAGAAAGUGCAAAUAAUUAUACAGCAAAAAAUAACCAAGUUGGGGAUCAAGCCCAGGGGAUUCACAGACACAAAAUCGGCUUUUCUUUUGCAUUUCCAAAGAAAGCGUCCGUGAAGCUAGAGUCCUCCGCUGCAGCGUUUUCUGAAUACAGUGAUGAUGCCUCAGUGGGAAAAGGAUUUAGCAGAAAAAGUAGAUUUGUCCCCAGUGCUUGUCAUCUUCAACUAUCUUCACCAACAGAUGUACUUUUGAGUUCUGAAGAGAAAACUAACUCUUUUCACCCACCAGAGGCAAUGUGCACAGACAAAGAAACUGUUCAAACUCAAGAGAUAAAAGAAGUCUCUAGUGAAAAAGAUACAUUAUUAUUACCUUCAUUUUGCAAACUUCAACUUCAGUUAUCUUCUGAUGCAGAUAAUUGUCAAAAUUCAGUCCCAUUAGCAGAUCAAAUACCACUGGAGGGUGUUGUUAUUAAUGAAGACAUACCUGUGAGUGGUAACAGUUCUGAGUUGUUAGGAAAUAAAUCCACAGUUCUUGACAUGUCUAAUGAUUGCAUAUCUGUGCAAGCUACCACAGAGGAAAAUGUUAAGCAUAACGAGGCAUCCGCAACUGAGGCUGAAAAUAAAAAUGAUCCCAAGACAGUGGCCCCUUCAAAUACUGAAGAGGUUAGUAUAACUAUAAAUAAGAAAACAAAUUUCUGCAAAAGACAAUGUGAGCCAUUUGUACCUGUCCUUAACAAACACAGAUCUACAGUUCUCCAGUGGCCAUCAGAAAUGCUGGUUUAUACAACUACUAAACCAUCAAUUUCCUAUAGCUGUAAUCCUCUAUGUUUUGACUUCAAGUCUACUAAAGUAAAUAAUAAUCUAGAUAAAAAUAAGCCAGCUUUAAAUGAUCUUUGUUCUCAGCAGAAGCAAGAAGAUAUUUGCAUGGGACCAGUUUCAGAUUGCAAGGAUGUAUCUACAGAAGGACUCACUGAUUAUGAAAUUGGAAGUAGCAAAAAUAAACACACCCAAGUCACUCCUCUUUCGGCUGAUGAUAUUCUCUCCAGUAGUUGUAAUUUUGGAAAAAAUGAGAAUAUGGGUCAGAAGUAUAAAAAUAUUUCCUGUAAGAUCAGAGAAACAGAAAAGUAUAAUUUUACUAAAAGUCAAAUAAAACAGGGCACUCUAGAUGAAAAAUACAACAAAAUAAGGUUGAAAGAGACUCAUGAAUACUGGUUCCAUAAAAGUAGAAGAAAGAAAAAAAGAAAAAAGUUAUGUCAGCAUCAUAAUGUGGAGAAAACCAAAGAAUCAGAAACUUGCUGCAAAAUGGAAGCAGAGAGUAGUUACACUGAGAAUGCUGGGAAAUAUCUACUGGAACCAAUUUCAGAAAAGCAGUAUUUAGCUGCAGAGCAAUUAUUAGACUCACAUCAGCUACUUGAUAAAAGGCCCAAAUCAGAAUCCAUAUCCUUAAGUGACAAUGAAGAAAUGUGUAAAACAUGGAAUACCGAAUACAACACUUAUGAUACUAUCGGUUCUAAAAACCAGUGUAAAAAGAACACAAUACUUUUCAAUGGACAAUCAAAUCCAAGAAUGAUACAUUCUGGGAAACAUAAUUUAACAUAUUCUAGAACUUACUGUUGUUGGAAAACCAAAAUGUCAAGUUGUAGUCAGGAUCACAGAAGCUUAGUUCUUCAACAUGAUAUGAAAUGCGUGAGUCAGAAUCAGGCUGUUAAAAGAGGUUACAAUUCUGUCAUGAAUGAAUCAGAAAGAUUCUAUCGAAAACGUAGACAACAUUCACAUUCUUAUUCUUCAGAUGAAAGUUUGAAUCGACAGAAUCAUUUACCAGAAGAAUUUUUGAGGCCACCAAGUACUUCAGUUGCUCCCUGUAAACCUAAAAAGAAACGGAGGCGAAAAAGAGGCAGAUUCCAUCCCGGAUUUGAAACUUUAGAACUCAAAGAAAAUACAGAUUAUCCCAUGAAAGACAAUUCUUCCUUAAGUCCUCUGGAUAGGUUAAUAAGUGAAGACAAAAAAGAGAAAAUGAAACCACAGGAAGUUGCAAAAAUCGAAAUGAACUCAGAACAAACAAACCAAUUAAGAAACAAACUGUCUUUCCACCCUAGCAAUCUCCUUCCUUCUGAAACCAAUAGUGAAACUAAGCAUUUAGAAAUGGAGACCACUUCUGGUGAAUUGUCAGAUGUUUCUAAUGAUCCCACCACAUCUGUCUAUAUAGCUAGUGCUCCAACAAAAGAAGCACUUGACAAUACCUUGCUUGAACACAAAGAAAGAAGUGAGAAUAUAAAUAUUAAUGAAAAGCAAAUUCCUCUUAAGGUGCCUAAUAUUGAACGGAACUUUAGACAGUCACCGCCUAAAUCCUAUCUUUGCCAUUAUGAACUGGCUGAGGCCCUUCCACAAGGAAGGAUGAAUGAGACGCCAACUGAGUGGCUGCGUUGUAAUUCAGGAAUCCUUAACACACAACCACCAUUACCAUUCAAGGAAGCACAUGUGAGUGGUCAUACCUUUGUAACAACUGAGCAAAUCCUGGCUCCAUUAGCUUUACCAGAGCAAGCAUUAUUGAUCCCACUAGAAAACCAUGACAAAUUCAAAAACGUACCAUGUGAGGUCUACCAGCACAUUCUACAGCCAAACAUGCUGGCCAACAAGGUUAAAUUUACCUUUCCUUCAGCUGCCCUCCCACCCCCUAGCACACCUCUGCAGCCUUUGCCUUUGCAGCAGUCCUUAUGUUCUACCUCUGUAACCACUAUCCAUCACACUGUCUUGCAGCAGCACGCUGCAGCUGCUGCAGCUGCCGCUGCAGCCGCAGCUGCAGGAACCUUUAAAGUGCUUCAGCCACACCAACAGUUUCUUUCCCAAAUCCCAGCUCUCACCAGAACCUCAUUACCUCAGCUCUCAGUAGGACCAGUAGGACCGAGGCUUUGUCCUGGGAACCAGCCAACUUUUGUUGCUCCUCCUCAGAUGCCAAUCAUUCCAGCUUCUGUUCUUCAUCCUAGCCAUCUCGCUUUCCCAUCUUUACCCCAUGCGCUCUUUCCUUCACUGCUUUCCCCACACCCUACUGUCAUCUCUUUGCAACCUCUCUUCUAGUCAUCACCAUAAUGGGAAAAACAAUACUCUUGUGAAAACUAUUGCUAUAUGCGUAAGUGUUCAUCUAUGUGGGUACAUGGCUAUUUAACUGGUGGAAAUAAACUGGUCGAUAUAUGGCCUCACUGGUUUGAAAUCAUUUACUGUAAGUGUAAUGAUGCAAAUAAAUCCCUAAGUUUCUGAUAUAUAAUAUUAUUAAAGCACUGAAUAGUUUGAAAAUCAAUACAAUAUAUGCUGUAUAUUAAAAUGAUGUAUUAAGAGUAUGUAUAAUGUACAUAAAAUAUAUUUAUAGUACUCUAAUUUAUGUUGUAAAGUAUGCUCCCUCAGUUUUUCUUAAUCUUUGUGUAUUUGCACCUAUUUAAUGUUUAGACAAAGCUGAUGGCACUAUGUUUUGUACCAUGUUCCUUGAAACUGUAAAUUCAGUGAAAAAUAUCUCUUGCAAUAAAUUUUUGUUAACUAAGUAA